Phanerochaete carnosa HHB-10118-sp is the source of this 511-nucleotide messenger RNA. RefSeq lists its product as uncharacterized. Bases 25 to 501 code for a protein of 158 amino acids. The record is from RefSeq and is a predicted model, not a curated record. The transcript has a single exon. Lineage: Eukaryota; Fungi; Basidiomycota; Agaricomycetes; Polyporales; Phanerochaetaceae.
CACAGAAGCGAUGCAUGGAUUGCCAUGCCGCGAAUUCCUGGUGUACAUUCGGCCAUGCACUACGUGUGUCCUGCGCUGCAGAUACCUCUGGUCGCCGCGGUAUGCGUUGGUGACACUGACACCUUUGAACUAAGCCAUCUAUGCGAUGCAGAUUUAGAGCCAACCCUGAUCCUGAACUCGGCGUGUCGGACGUACUCGUCACAUGACACGGCCGAUCCUCCAUCCUCGGCUCAUGUCUUCCGGCGCUGGAAACCCUCGAUGGCCGAGAAUGUCUGUGGUAUCCCGUUCUUAUGUAUGGGCACGCCACCCACUCUUUGGAUUGCUAUGUCGGCCAUCCUUCACCAACGACAUACGUGGGGUCUGCCGCAUCCUGUAAUUGGCGUUCUUCACAGCCCUUCUUCGACUGAGAUCUCCUUUGUAUUUGGUUGGUACACAGAGAAUUACACAGAACAUAAUUUUGUAAGUAAAAGCACGCCUUCUUCAAUACUCACCUUCUCAUGAUAGCCUCCUC